Penicillium malachiteum is the source of this 1911-nucleotide messenger RNA. RefSeq lists its product as uncharacterized. NCBI's taxonomy places the organism in Eukaryota, Fungi, Ascomycota, Eurotiomycetes, Eurotiales, Aspergillaceae. The record is from RefSeq and is a predicted model, not a curated record. The transcript is spliced from 3 exons. The coding region runs from base 1 to 1911 and encodes 636 amino acids.
AUGACCAACGACGCGGAGAAAACGGAUUUGGAUUUUUUAUCCUUCACAAGAAGCGCAACGGAAUCCGAAGGCCAUGAUCUGACAGAUGAUGGCUUUGAAUAUAGUGAAUUUAGUGACUCCGAGGAAGAAGAGUGGUGGAGGGAAGAUGAGACCAAUUUCGAUUGUGAGAUGGAUCUGGAAGAACACGAGUAUAGCACCUUCGGUGACAUGGCACGCACCGUGAAAAUUCGGCUUUCCUUGACUUCUUCUGACAAGGGAACGAACUGCUCCAGGUGGAUGAUUAACUUCAUCGUCGAAUGCACUUGCGAUGGCGUCACUGCUGCCAACGCCCUAGCCCGGUAUAUUCAUCGAGAGGGCAUGCGCUCUGAAUUCUGGGAAAGGAUGGAAAGGCCCAGCGAAGAGACGUGUCAUGUGGCCUUUCAGGUCUUCGAUCGAUACGGAGAUGUCAAAGCCAAGUACAAAGACCAUCCGGUACAAAGAGGCUCUGGUGUUUGGGGAAACGAGCUUGAUCAUGGCCCUCUUUUCCUGAUCGAAAAACUUCAUGUUACAGCACUUGAACUACGCCGGAAAGGGCUGGGGAAAGAAGUGGUGUCCUUACUUCUGAAAAAGGCCAAAAAGUUCUGCCUGGACGAAAGGGGAGACGCGAGAACGAAGAUCUUUUCAGCGAUUCUGAUGGGACCUUUGAACAAACUGGGCCAGUCCGCAGAAGAACGCUUGAUGAUUCGGGGCCAAGCUCAAUUCGGCGCUAUUCACUUUUGGCGAGCGUGCGGUUUUCGCCGCAUCGGAGCAUCUCGCUCUUUUGCAUUUUCAUUCGAUUUGCAGCAUCAGUCUCGCGCCCUUUCUGCAGCUUCCGAUUUUGACCCGCGAAGAGAUUGUGCCGAUGAUCUCGAGGACGAAAAACUCUCCGAGGCAGUUUCUUUCAUUGAGCCAAAGAGAUUGAAGCUAGAGCGACUUCGUGACGUAUUGCCGCUGCAUCAUGCAGCUCUCACUCUGCCAGACGAAGACCUCCAAUCUUUUUUCGUGGCCCACAUUGACGUCAAGAUUGGCUGGAAUCAAGUGACCAACUCUGAAGCCACACUUCUGCAUCUGACAGCUUGCGAGCUUAAGCCCAUGAGCACUCGAUGGCUACUUGAGAAUGUCCAACUUGCCGACUCCUGGAAAACGGCUCGUGACAUUGACGGAUACACCCCGCUUGAAGCGUUGCAGGAGAAGCUAGAGAUAAUGCGAACCCAAGGAGAAGUCAGAUUAAGGGUCUUCAGCCUAUCAGACCAGUUUAGAGGGUACCCUGACACCGCAGUAUCAUGCCUCUCUUUGCUGUCCAGACACGAUACUUUGGUGCUUAAUGAAGCAUGCCUCCGAUACGGGUGUAAAUGUGGAGAGUGUCUGGAAGGAUAUCUAUCCGCCCGAAUGAGGAGCUCUUUGAUAUUUCAGGGAGAGACUAAGUACGACCUUAUUCAGGACGGAAUUGAUGAUGGUGACUUUUGGAUAAGCGAUAACGACUACAUCCUCGUGCAUCUCGAUCGUAACGUGCGAGAGAGCCUUGGAACCGACAAGUCGCUUCGAAAGGGCUUCGUGAAUAUUUUCCGGGUUGCCGUGGAAUGUCUCAAGGCAAAAAGAGUUCCCACUACAGAGAAUCUCGAGUGGUGCUGUAACAAUCAAACCAAGUCGUCACAGGAUACCCAGAAUUACCUGCGACAUGCUGGGACUCAAAAAGGUUGCCGGGCUGUACUUCGGUAUCUGUUCGACGCUACUAAAGAAGAAGAUGAGAAAGCAGGUGAUGGAGAGUGUCAAUACACAUUGAAGGAGGAUUGGUCAGACCUCCCACCUUGCAGGAACGAUCAUGAGUUUGAAUUUGUUGCCAGGGCUUGCGGCUACGGUGGCGAUGACUUCAUUUCGUUACCAUGGUGGUAA